UCCUCCAUCUGAACAGCAGGGAGAGCCUCUCCCAAAGGGAGACAUCACCAUCAACGCCCGUGCCUGGCCAGCAGCAUCGGCAGCCCGCUGGAAGGGGGACGAAUUAUGGAGGAAACCAUGUUAUAGUGGCGGACGCGGAGCGGUGUAUUAUUUAUUUACCUAUUUAUUAAUCUAUUUAUUUCCCCUGCCAGCAAUGGCUGGGGUCCGUGGCUGCGGCUGCUGAGAGGCAGGUGCAAUAUCAUCGACGAAGGCAUUUCGUUCCUCGGCAUGGGCUCAGCGAGGGCCGAUCCACAGGCUGGCCCACUCCACAUCCACUGCUCCCCGGAUCAGAUGCUCUCUUUGGGAAGAGAGAAAUAGCUGUGACGCGUCUGGACGCAAUACAACCGGCUGGCGGUGGAGGAGGAGGGGGGCCCCUCUUUACAUCAAAAUAUUAGAGCCAGUAUUUUCAGUACCGAGCUCAAGGUUACGCGCACACAACAGCCAGUCUUCGCCCAAGUAAUUCUGUGCUGCUGCAACACGGUGUAAGUGUUUUCUUUAUCUAAGGAAAGACUGUGAUUGAAUGCCCCCCCUCCCUAUUUUCUUUACGCUGUGUGGAUACAAACCCUGUGACAGUCUCGCCUUAGAGGCCUGAAAAACUGUUUGAGCGCAGCUGAUCAUCUGGAAAACAGAACGCCGGCUCCAGGUGCCAAGAUGAUGGAGCUGCAGAUAGACGAGGUGGUCUACCAGGACGACUACGGCUCCGGCUCCGUGAUGUCGGAGCGUGUGUCGGGCCUGGCCAACAGCAUCUACCGGGAGUUCGAGCGGCUGAUCCGCAGCUAUGACGAGGAGGUGGUGAAGGAGCUGAUGCCGCUAGUGGUGAACGUCCUGGAGAACCUGGACGCGGUGCUGACCGAAAACCAGGAGCACGAAGUCGAGGUGGAGCUGCUGAAGGAGGACAACGAGCAGCUCAUCACCCAGUACGAGCGGGAGAAAGCGCUGCGCAAGCAGGCGGAGGAGAAAUUCAUUGAGUUUGAGGAUUCGUUGGAAGCUGAGAAGAAGGACCUGCAGAUACAGGUGGAGUUUCUGGAGCUGCAGGCGAAACAGCUGGAGCUCAAGACAAAGAAUUAUUCUGACCAGAUCACUCGGCUGGAGGAGCGAGAAUCAGACAUGAAGAAAGAGUACAACGCUCUGCACCAGCGCCACACCGAGAUGAUUCAGACGUACGUCGAGCACAUAGAGCGGUCCAAAUUGCAGCAGGCGGGGAGCAACAGCCAAUCGGAAGGCCCCGGCUGUGGACGAACCAGCAAAGCGGAGCGACCACCAUCGUUGGGCCUGUACCACAGCGGCGAGGGCAUGGUACGUGGGGGUCUCGGGGGGGCUAGGAUGAUGCCCGGGAAAGACAUCUGGCAGGUCAGCGAGCUCGGCCAGUCUACCUUCAGCUCCGCCUAUCAGGAGGAUGGAUCAGAGUCCGACUCAGUGGCGGCCACACCCAGCAGCACAGGAAGCAAGUCCAACACACCCACCUCCUCCGUCCCCUCCGCCAGCGUCACCCCCAUGAACGAGGGCUUCCUCCCGCAUUCCGAGUUCGAUGUGAUGCGGGCCGGGAACCACAGGAAAAACGGCAAGCGGCUCAGCCGGAAUAUGGAGGUGCAAGUUUCCCAGGAAACCAAGAAUGUUGGCAUCGGUAUGGGAAGCAGUGACGAGUGGUCAGACUUUCAGGAGAUCAUAGAUUCUACUCCUGACCUGGACAUGUGUGUGGACCCCCGUGUGUACGGAGGAGGAAACAGCCCUUCCCAGGGUAUAGUGAAUGAGGCCUUCGGCAUCAACACCGACUCCCUCUACCACGAGAUCAAAGACGCCAAGUCAGACAUCAUUGGAGAUGUAGACGCAGGCGCCGAGCUGCUAGGCGAGUUCUCAGGGAUGGGCAAGGAGGUGGAAAACCUGCUGACAGAGAACAAACAGCUCCUAGAGACCAAAAACGCUCUCAACAUUGUGAAGAACGACCUUAUUGCCAAAGUGGACGAGCUGUCGGGGGAGCAGGAGGUGCUGAGGGAGGAGCUGGAGGCCUUGAAGCAGUCCAAGAACAAGGUGGACGCCAGAGUCAAGGAGCUGGAGGAAGAACUCAAGAGGUUAAAAGCAGAGGCGUCUCGGGACUCCAAAGAUGAAGGAGGAGAUGAUUUCUCAUCACCCAUGCAGGAUGGCGACAUGACAAUGACGCAGCGGCGGCGAUUCACGCGGGUGGAGAUGGCCCGCGUGCUGAUGGAGAGGAACCAGUACAAAGAGCGACUGAUGGAGCUGCAGGAGGCCGUACGGUGGACAGAAAUGAUCAGGGCAUCCCGAGAGAGUCCUCCCAUCCAAGAGAAAAAGAAGUCUACCAUCUGGCAAUUCUUUGCACGUCUCUUCAGCACAUCGUCCAGCCCUCCGCCUGUCAAGCGGCCGUACUACAGCGUCAACAUCCACUACAGGUCUCCGUCACCAGCCAGUCUCUCUCAGCGACGCAGCCACACCAUGUGUCAGAUCUCCACCUCCAACCGCACACUGGAGUUCUUCCCCGAAGAACUGGCCAGUAACGGUGUUGCGUCUCUCCUUAGUGACUCAGCAAUGUUGGCUCGCCGAGAGCAGCGGCGUGAACAGUAUCGACAGGUCCGCGAGCACAUGCGCCGCGAUGACGGUAUCAUGCAGACCUGUGGCUGGAGUGUGCCGUCUCGCUUCAGACAGACUGGUGGUCAGACGGACAGCACUCAGGACAGCCCGCUGAAGAGACAACAGACGACCAACGAAAAAGAGGAUACACGCAUGAAGAAUGUUCCCGUCCCUGUGUACUGUCGCCCUCUGGUAGAGAAGGACCCCAACAGGAAGCUGUGGUGUGCAGCAGGAGUGGACCUGACAGGAUGGAAGGUUAGCAGCCUGGAGUCGGUACCAGCCAAAGCGCUGUCAGGCAGCAGUGAUCCCCUGCAUGCUGAGGAGGAUGGAGCUGAGAAGAAGAGCAGCCACAACUCCCCAGAGAAGAGGAAGUCCAAGGAGCUCCAAGAAACAGACACCAUGAGCAGUCGAGUGUGGAUACUCACCAGCACCCACUCUGCCAGCAAGGUGGUCAUCAUCGACGCCAACCAGCCGGGCUCACUGGUCGACCAGUUCAACGUGUGCAAUGCCCACGUACUCUGUAUCUCCAGUGUGCCGGCUGCCAGUGAGAGCGACUAUCCAGCAGGAGAGAUUGUGCUGGAUCCAAGUGAUGGCAGUGCAGGGGGAGGCGAGGACACAGGUGGUGUGGAGGGCAUGUUGGCUGGUAUCACUCUCGUCGGCUGCGCCACCAACUGCAGCGUUGCCCGUAGCAACUGCUCCUCACGCACUGACACCCCCAUAAUGGACAAAGGACAAGCCCCUACUGCUCCCCCCAUGAAUGGGAAGAUUCACCCCGCACAGUCGGCUGAGGAAGCCACAGAAGCCACCGAGGUUCCUGAGUCAACAGCCAGCCACACAGAAAUGGGUUCUGGACCUCCAGGACCGUUUACUGAGCAUGUCUUCACCGAUCCCCAGCCUCGACCAGCAGACCCCUCUGACAGAGGUUCUGGUCAGUCCAAAGAGGAAACGUCUCAGGCUCCAGAGUCCGAGGACGGAGGUGAAGAGGCCAAAAACUACACUAGUGUGGCCCCCACCAUGUGGCUCGGGGCCCAGAACGGCUGGCUCUAUGUCCACUCAGCUGUUGGAAACUGGAAGAAGUGUCUACACUCCAUCAAACUCAAAGACUCGGUGCUCAGUCUUGUGCAUGUGAAAGGUCGUGUACUGGUUGCCCUCGCUGACGGGACCCUCGCCAUUUUCCAUAGAUCAGAGGAUGGCCAGUGGGAUUUGUCCAACUACCACCUAAUGGACCUCGGACGGCCUCAUCACUCCAUUCGCUGCAUGGCUGUCGUCCACGAUAAAGUGUGGUGCGGCUAUAAGAACAAGAUCCACGUCAUCCAGCCCAAGAGUAUGCAGAUCGAGAAGUCCUUCGAUGCCCACCCUCGCAGGGAGAGCCAGGUACGACAGCUAGCGUGGAUCGGUGAUGGCGUGUGGGUGUCAAUCCGACUCGACUCGACCCUGCGUCUCUACCAUGCUCAUACACACCAGCACCUCCAGGACGUGGACAUUGAGCCAUACGUCAGCAAGAUGCUGGGUACUGGCAAGCUGGGCUUCUCUUUUGUGCGAAUCACAGCACUACUGAUCGGUGGAAAUCGUCUUUGGGUAGGAACUGGAAACGGUGUGAUCAUCUCCAUCCCACUGACAGAGACGGUGGUCCUUCACCGGGGACAGCUCCUGGGUCUGAGGGCCAAUAAGGUUUCUCCCACAUCGUCUGGUGGAGUGAUCCACGUGUACGGCGACGACGGCUCUGAGAAGAGCAGCGGCAGCUUCAUCCCCUACUGCUCCAUGGCACAGGCCCAGCUCUGUUUUCAUGGACACCGUGAUGCUGUCAAGUUCUUCGUCUCAGUGCCCGGCAAUGUCCUGGCCACCCUAAACGGCAGUGUUCUGGACAGUCCAUCGGAGGGGCAGGGCUCCACAGCACCCCCAGAGACGGAGGCCCAGAGUGUUCACCACGUGCUGGUGCUGAGCGGAGGAGAGGGCUACAUUGACUUCCGUAUAGGGGAUGGAGAAGACGAUGAGACAGAGGAAGGAGAGAGUGGUGGGGCUGCACAAAUGAAACCUGCUUUGUGCAAAGCUGAGCGGAGCCAUAUCAUUGUCUGGCAGGUGUCUUACGUAUCCGAGUGACACCUGGAUCUGCUUUAACACCUGAAACCCACCCACCCACCUCCUUAAAGAAACCUUGUCCUCCUGCCCCAAAAAGCUUCCAGCCACCCAAGCCUUGUAAUUAUCCCCAGUCAAGUAAAAGUUUCCCCCGGCUCUAAAACAACCCUCCAAUCCGUGUAUCAUCCCCUUGUAACUAUUAUAUCCCCUCCUGCCCCGUCACCUUGUAACUUUAAUGCCUUGUAAGUACCUCCUCUGAUCUAGUAAUCUGCCUGCCAUCCUGUCUGUCCCACCCAGGGCAUUGUAACUAUCUUCAUGAGCCUUGUAACCCAGCCUCAUAACUACCUCCCUCCUCUGUAUCGAUCUUAUAUUCACCCUGUAAGCACACUGUAUCGCCUCCUAUAUUUACCUCAAUUGUCCUGCAUCUGCCCC
This is a messenger RNA of Toxotes jaculatrix (banded archerfish), 5130 nucleotides long. It is a transcript of the gene mapk8ip3, whose product is annotated as mitogen-activated protein kinase 8 interacting protein 3. The transcript is spliced from 32 exons. Bases 691 to 4722 code for a protein of 1343 amino acids. Gene Ontology annotation, molecular function: MAP kinase scaffold activity; kinesin binding; JUN kinase binding. Gene Ontology annotation, cellular component: cytoplasm. NCBI's taxonomy places the organism in Eukaryota, Metazoa, Chordata, Actinopteri, Toxotidae. Gene Ontology annotation, biological process: vesicle-mediated transport. The record is from RefSeq and is a predicted model, not a curated record.